Molecule: messenger RNA, 3870 nt
Organism: Paracoccidioides lutzii Pb01
Exons: 2
Coding region: 1-3870 (1289 amino acids)
Molecular function (GO): protein binding
Source: RefSeq, a predicted model, not a curated record
AUGUUUAGGCAGAGCGAGACGAAGAGGGUUUUGAACAGCCCAUCCAAAGACCCAUGCCGAAAGCGAAGGAGGACUCUCCAAAAUAUCGACCCUAAUAAUCAGAUCUUGGCAUCUUCGAUUCUCGAAUCUCCGCAAUUUUCUGCCAGCUGCAACCUCCAAAGCAACAAGAACAGCCAAAAACCAGCCAUCAACAACACAGAUAGAGUCAACCUGCAACUCCUGCCGCGUCCCCGAACACCAACCCCCUCCCAGACAAGGUCACAGCAAGCAAGCCAAGAAAAUGACCGACCAAUCCAUCAUAAAAAUCCAUCGUCUUUGCUUAAUGUUCAAAACGAAGAGAACAAGCCUGAAGACAAGCUUUCUUUCAUCGCAAGCCCAAGCCAUGUCUUCGACGACAGCCGAAAAGGCUCAAUCACCACUCAAGAUUUUUUAAACGAAGCUACCAAAAUCAUGGACAUAAUACGUGCCAGGGGGAGAAAUAACAAUAACCAUGACAGUCUAUCUAACGUCAAAAAAUCCAACAACCAGCUGACUGAGGCAAGUGAAGCAGACUCCUGCGAUGAUGACGACGAGUCAACGCAAGAGGAAUUUUCAAGACCCGCAAGUCGUGAAGGGGUUGAUCUUCGCAAAUUACGCGAACCUCCACAGCAAAAUCCGCGGAUCGUGAGCCAUUUGAAGAAGUUUGAGGAUGAGGAUGAUUUCGAGCUUUAUAUGGGUGGUUCGGUUAUGUCGUUGCAUCUUCAUAGGGAGCAGAAUGUGGCUACUCAUUCUAUUGAAAGACAGGAAGCUAAUGGUAUUGAAAGUAAUUCGAAGAACAUCAAAAUACGGGAGCGGCCUGCCGUGGUAAAAGUGGGGGGCUCCGCACCCGCUUUACCUGGAUAUUCUAACGGUAGUGGUACGGAUGGCCAGCAGGAGGUAUCAUCCCAGAGAUCAUUGCAGACGUCAUCUUCACGUGGUUCUUCCAGCAGUUCAGGGGCAAAGGGCAUAAUAUCUUCGGAUAUGAUAGCGCACUUAAUCCCUGAGCAGGUUGGGGCGAUGACGUACGAUCGCUCAGCGCACACCUGGGUCAAGGGCGGGGACAUGGCACGUAGCGAAGAAAGACCUGCGUCGAAUUUGGAAGGUGAUAUCAGUGAAGAAGAUCCAUUCAAAAGCAUCCCUGAUCUUAGCGUUGAUGAGUUGCAGGAGCUCAUGGCUGCGCAGACAUUCUCGUCGCCAGCGAAGUCGCAAGGGAAACUGUGUUCCAUGACUGCAGCGUAUGGCGAGCAUGGCAGUCAGAGGGGCCAACACGCUGUUGAGGAGGCGGUUAGGGGGGAAGAACGGAGAGAAAUUCCUGAAUUUAGACCGCUUACCCGCGACGGCCGUUUUGAGACGAGUUCCGUACAAUCGAAAUCUACGAGGUUUACUUCCAGCUGUCCCAAGCUGGACACGGACACGGACACGAGAGCUACGUCUUGGAGUAGUGAGGAGAUGGCAGCAAGCAUGCACGUUCAGCCAGCUUCCGCGGAUUCUGCCAAUUUCUUGAAGCGCGUUGAUGACAUUAAGUGGCAACGCGGUCAGGUUCGGUAUCCGCAGCAGAUGGAUGGUGGCCAAGUUCCUGGCGGCCUUACUAGGCCCAGAGUUGCGACGAUUUCGUUUUCGUCGCCGUUGUUAUCGCAUGUUAUGUACCAGGAGGAUUCGACUAGUCCUGUUGAAUCGGAGCAGCCACCUCUACUUUCAGUUCCGCAACAUGGCAAUAUCAGUGGAUUUCAGAGUCAAUCGGGUACCGUGCCGUGUUCAUAUAUGAAUAGCUCGCCAUUUAGGACUUCUUCGCGGCAUAAUGGCGCGUUUGACAUUCGAGCGUUCAUGGGACGGCCUAUCUCGCGGAUUGAUGAGCAGACUGAGGAUUCAGCUAAUGAAGACAUUCAUGUCGAGAAUCACGGGCUUUCUGUUAUACAGGUCCCCGGUCACGAGGAGCAGUCUAUGGUUUUUCCGGGUUUCCCGGACAUGGAUACUACGUACAGCUUUCAUCUAGCGCCACUACCGGACUUUAGUCUAAAUCAGAUGGAUGAGUCCAUGAGGUUGGAGGUCAGUUAUAUCGCUCAGCGUACUCACCCGUCAUCUCUCAGACAAAUUCACGGGACAUUUGCACUGGCGACUCAGGAUUUGGUAAAGCAUAUCACCGAUACUGAGCCGUACGAACCAUACUGGGAACACCUACGACGCCUCGAUCUUCGAGGUAAAGGCCUCAUAACGCUACAUAGACUUAACGACUUCUGCUCACGGCUUGAGGAACUCGAUGCCUCAGACAAUAAUAUCGGGCAGGUUUCUGGUGUUCCCUCGAGCGUUCGCUCGUUGAAGAUCCCAUGCAACUGUCUGACGAAUUUGACAUCGUGGGGACAUUUGGGUAAUCUGCAGUAUCUGGAUGUAUCUGGGAAUAAGUUGGAGGAUUUGGAUGCGUUUGCGGGACUGGUGCAUUUGAGGAGUUUAAAGGCGGAUGGGAAUCGGAUAAGGAAUAUUAGGGGGGUUAUGAGGUUGAAUGGGUUGUUGACGUUGAAGGUUAGGAGGAAUUUGGUGCGGGAGGUUGAUUUUGGGGAAGGGGAGUUGACGCGUUUGAUAAACCUCGACAUGCGCGAUAAUCGUAUCACGAGUGUACGCAACAUUAGAUUCAUUAAGACUAUCGAAAAGUUGGAUCUUCGGGGUAACCAGAUUCAGCACUUCGAGUCGUCAGAAGUGCUACAUUGCCUACACUCACUUAACUUGUCGAACAAUUACAUAGAAAAAAUAGAUAUUAGGAAUUUUCCUAAUCUCCAUCUUCUCUACGCUGACAAGAAUCAUCUCAGCACGAUUACGGGUCUGGAACAAUGCCAUUAUCUCGACGUCCUUUCUCUUCGCGAACAGUCGCUGCCAUCUUCUUCCCAACAGUCGGACGUUGAUCAGCUACCUGUCAUCGACUUUGAUAUCAGUGCAGCCCUCUCCCUUCGCAAGCUAUAUCUGUCCUCCAACCUCCUCUCGCCCGAUCUCCUUGCCCCACCCGGUGGCUGUCCCAGUCUACAAUUCCUUGACAUCGCCUCGUGUGCCCUGCAAGAAUUACCCAGUCAGUUCGGCACGUGUUUCCCCAACCUACGGGUCCUGAAUCUCAAUUUCAAUGCGCUCGCUGACGUGGGUGAGCUGCUGGGACUCAGGCGGCUUGGACGCGUCUCUUUGAUUGGCAACCGCAUCGCGCGGCUUCGGAGGCUCUGUCAGAUUCUGCGUUCCGUCGGUGGACGGUGCGGUGCGUUGACUGACGUUGAUCUGAGAGGGAACCCUAUUACAUUAGGUUUUUAUCCUGCUCCCGUCACGGGGAGUAGGAGGAUGUGGCGCGAUGAAGCGGGGAGGCUUGUUGGGGCGAAGAAGCACAAGUAUGAACGGGUACAUGUGCAUGGUCAUAGUGGGGGGGAAGGGCAGCUGCAGGUUCGCGGGAGAGAUGGGGAGGAUGAAGAUGAGGGUGAAGAGGAUGUGGGGUUCCUGACCCUGGGCGGUUGUACGGAUAUUGCGCGGAAGGGAUUUCGCGAGUCGCGGGUGGCUGAUGAUGCAGAUAGUGUUGGUGGUGAGGAAGUAGAGAUUGACAUUGACGACCAGUACACUGUGCCGCCAGCGAACAUCAUUGCGGAUCGAAAGUAUGUCAUGCACCUUGAUGAGGCGACGAGGUUGCGGCGGCGGGUUGUGGAGCUUAUGGUGCAGGCGGCUGCGGCGGGGAGGUUGAAGGUUUUUAAUGGGUUACCUGUUUGUGGCGGGGAUGACGGGGAUGGGGAUAGAGGGAGGAGUGGGUGUGUGAGGAAGGAUGAGGUGUGGAGGAGGCUGGAGGAGUUGGGGGUUUUGAAGAAGAGGAAGACGGUGCAGGUGGAGGUGUGA